Molecule: messenger RNA, 501 nt
Organism: Paraglomus occultum
Lineage: Eukaryota; Fungi; Glomeromycota; Glomeromycetes; Paraglomerales; Paraglomeraceae
Source: the annotation of a GenBank genome assembly
AUGGCGAACAAUCACCCUCCGUCUUUGCGACCGAAUAACGGCAACAACGUCAAUAACAAUCCUACACAGUCGCCACCACCGCUCUAUACCAAUUCUUAUUACAGCUGGAAUCCAUCUGAUUCGUCACCCAAUUCACCACCACCCAAUUCGCAAUCCAGUUACCCAUCGCCAUCUUCUCCGACAAUGAAUAGAAUUUACGGUCCUGAAACGGUUUACGAUCCGACACCGUUUUACAAUCCCGAGUCGCUUUACAAUCCCGAAACGGCAUACAAUCCGGAAACAGCUUACAAUCCGGAAACAGCUUACACUUCGGAAACAUUUUACAAUCCCAGGGUUUACAAUCCCGAAACGGUUCACACUCCGGAAACUGCUUACGAUUCCCAGACAUUUUACACUCCUCAGGCGGUUUAUAGUCCCCAAACAAACUACAAUACUGAUACGGGCUAUCCAACCACACUUGGCCAGGCCCCCGCGACAUCUUUUUCGACACCAACCUUGUAA